Molecule: messenger RNA, 1443 nt
Organism: Soboliphyme baturini
Lineage: Eukaryota; Metazoa; Nematoda; Enoplea; Dioctophymatida; Soboliphymatidae
Source: the annotation of a GenBank genome assembly
AUGUGGGGUGGCGAUGAAGUAGAAGAAGCAGCAGCGAAGCAGAAGAAGAAUCAAACGCGGAAGACGAAGGCGAUGAAUUUGACUCGCACCCAGCGAUGCGGCGUUUGCGAGGGGUGCUUGGCGAAGCCGUGCGGCAAGUGUGUGUAUUGUAAGGACAACCCUCAGUUCGGUGGUCCGGGCGUCAAGAAACAGUCGUGCGUCACGCGUCGGUGUUUGAAGGUAUUGGAGGUGAAGCUGCAGCGCGAGAUGCUCAGCAAUCGCCUGCGGUGUGGCUGUGGCAAGUGCAACGACUGUCUGUCCCCCGAUUGCGGCUCGUGCCUCAUCUGUAUGGACAAACGCUUCUUCAACGGUCAUUUCAUACCGGGCGCCAUCUGCGCCAAAAAGAAGUGCAGUAACUCGCGCAGCUUCGUCCCUAGUCAUUCGCAGCAUCCGUCACCGUCAUCCAGGUCAUCGUCGGUCGCCGAUGGUCACCAUGGACGUUACUCUGCUACUGCUUCGGCCAUCGGCCGAAAGAGGGCCCGGUCCGAGGUGUUACCUCCGCCCCCGCAGAUGCUUAACGGCUGUUUCUUCGACGAUUCGGGCGGUGGUAGUGAUCAGUCGUCGACCGCCCCGUGCACCAUUUCGUCCUCGUCGUCGCUGUCGCUUAUUGGUUGUGGUGUCGAUGGCGGUGGGAAGAGCAGGAAAAAUACGGGCACGUUGAAUAAUAACAACAGUAGCAGCCCAUCUCCGUUCUUUAUCAUGAGCAACGGGGCCCGCGGAAAGUUCUUCCCCCCGAAAGUGCCCGAUGGCAAUGGACCCGGUGGCGAUGGGCGUUUCGUGGCGGCAACCGAGGAUGAGUUCUCUCCUCCCGGACCACCACCUCCUCACCACUUCGGCCUGCCGCUCCCGCCGCACUCCAGCGUCGUCAUGGACCCUUCUGUUGCCGCCAAAUCUGCCGCCGCCACCGACUUCCUGUAUAAAGACUUCAGUGAUACGGUGCCUUGUUCGACACUCUGCAGUGUCUAUCCGGCUGUGCCUGUCGUGGUGGAUUCGACGACCGCGGCGGUGGUCAACAACGCACAUCUACUGCAGUCUUCGAAGCAUCUGAAGUUGUGUGAAACGUUCAGUCCUGUAGCCGGCGCCGCCAACCCAUGGCCUUUUCCGUUCUCCACCUCGACGGCGUGCGAAAGCGUCUGCAAAAUCGUCGCCACCUCUUCCUCGCCCUGCUCCGCUGCUUCCUCUUCAUCAUUGUCAUCGUCCUCGUCGUUGUCAUUGUCAUCAAGUGCCUCGGCGGACUGCUCCCGAUAUGGCGCCUCCGUACCUCGAUAUGCGUGUUGUGCGGAAAAAGUCGGUGGCGAUUACAAGACUGGUGUUGUCGGUGACAGUUCGUCGUAUCUUCCGUCGAUCAUCACCGCUCCGAUGGCUCCAUUAGGUCAACAGCAAGUUGUCUUGCAACAGCUGUGA